Molecule: messenger RNA, 3054 nt
Organism: Hydatigera taeniaeformis
Lineage: Eukaryota; Metazoa; Platyhelminthes; Cestoda; Cyclophyllidea; Taeniidae
Source: the annotation of a GenBank genome assembly
AUGAAUGCACUUAGACUAUUGGAAUCGGGUGAUUUUUCCGAUGUCAACGUUUUUUUCGACAACGAGAUUUAUCAUCUUCACAAAUUUCCGCUACUUUUAAAGAUGGGCUACGUAAAGGACAAAAUUGGAGUGUCAUCCGACUUACAGAUGCCUUUUUUGGACGGAGGAUCGGAUAUUUUUGCUGAUAUUGUUGCCUUUUGCUAUGGCAAAGAAAUUGAGAUUAAUCCACGCAGCAUAUCUUUUUUGAGCAAUGCAGCUCAUAUUCUCGAUAUGUUUGGCAAACAAAAUCUUAUAGAUCUUACAGAUGACUACGUCAACAUCCUUAUUACGGAUAUGAGAAUGUCUCACAAGUUCGGUCCUGCAAUAGUUGCACUUGCCUAUUCAGCCAGUUUAAAGAACUAUGAGUAUUGUGACAUAUUCAUCCGUUUGUUUGAUGCCAUUCUAAGUAUGUGGAUUCGGCGAUCCCAACACAAUGACGAAAGACUAACAGUUGAUCCAGUGCUUACAGAAUUUCUCGUUUUCCUACCCGAUAAUGUAGUUGCACGUAUCAUACAGGAAAUCUCUACAAUGAAAUCGACAUUCUGUGCUAUGGCUGAGUUAACUGCAAAGUUUUUUGCCCUCCGUUUUGCCUUGGAAGCUUCCUUAGCAGAAGCAAGCGAUGAUCGUGGACGUCAAUUUAGUGAGGAAAAUGGUAGACAAGAUAGCAAAGUUGAUCAAACAUCUACAAAUCAUUUAAAGAAAGCCGCCAUUUGCACUUGUCUUCCUUUUGAGAGAUUAAACAGCCUUGAUCGUGAUGUACUAGCAGAAGAACUGUCUGGCGUUAACUUUGAUUCCAUUCCUUUGGAAGAAAUCAUGGACAACAUAUUUUCGGCUUUGCCACGUGAUGUUCCAUUGGUUUCGAAGGUGAACGUCGAUUGGUGCAAGCAAGCCCUCUCCGUGACAGAGCGGCGUCGAGACUCUUCUGCCAGUCGACCGUUCAUUCUUGAUAUAGCCGGCAAAAUGCUGUCUCGAUUCAGUGUCCAAGAGCUACGAGUCAUCUCCCCACAAACCAUUAAAGACAUCCUCGCAACAAUGAACCUGCGCGCCAGCCAGUCGGCUUCCGUUUCUGGUGAUGGUACAUCGUCAGGUUUGGCUACGAUGGCCGGAGAGGAGCGGAAAGGGGAGACAAACUCCACCACCGGGGGCUCGCAACUGCUGUGUGAGGAGCCAUCAACAAUAGCAGACAACCUUGACCUCUACUUGAACGCUGCGAUUGAGAGCCAAAAUAUGACUAUUGAGGAGUACAUCGGACUGUUGAAAACGGCUUUGCCAUUGGAUAGGAGGGAAAAUCACGAUGGACUUAUCCGAGCAGUUUGCAAACUGGUCAAAUCAAACAAGGAAGCGUUGACAGACAAUUUGCGAGAGGAGAUCCUUGGAGUGUUGGAUCUGCAUCGCUGUUCAGCCGCAGCCCUGCAGGAUGCUCUCGACGCCAACAUUCUUCCAACCCGAGCGGUGGCAGAAGCUGCACUUCGCUUCGCCAAACAAAAUUCCUCCGCAUCGGUUAUCUACCGAGCUUCGAGGUAUAUGCUGCCUUAUCAGCACUACGGGGCGUCGGCCUAUUACCCCAUUUCCUCCUCAACAAGUACAGGCUACCUGCUAGGCUCACCGGUGCGUCAGCGCAGACGACCGUGGGAGAGACCCGUCUACGGCUACGAUGACGGGUUGCCGCCGAUCUAUCGGCACUACGAUGCUGGCGGCUGUGUGCAGUAUCUGCAUCGUAAGUCCACAAAACUUUCCACCGCCUCCCUUUACAGCGUCUCAAAGCAGCCACGAGCCCUUGAGCAACAGGAAGAGAGUCUGAUUCUCUUCUUCAACAGUGAAAGCGUACAAAUGGGUUCCUCCUCCAGUCACCCCAUCGUAUGUAAUUCCGACGACUCCACCACAAUAAACAACGCUGCAAGCAUUCAAAAGGAACCCUCUGCUGAAAUCGUCCAUGUCUCCAAUCCUCACAACGUCAAAUCAUGCAUACAGGCGCAUACAGAGGAGAUAAACUGUUUGGUUGCAUCAGCCGAUGCCACAUUAUUAGCCUCGGGAUCAGAGGACUGUUCUGUACGUCUGUGGUCAAUGGAAACAUUUGAAUGCGUUCAUGAGCUUGUCGGACAUAGUGACUACAUCACCUGCCUGGUGUUUGCGGUGAAGGAGUUGCUAUCUGGAUCUGGAGACAUGACUGUGCGCAAGUGGAGUCUCAAUAAGGGCGAAUGUCUUUUUACUAUCACUGGUCACACGGGUGCAAUCACCUCAAUUCGAGUCACUCAAACGCAAAUUUUUACCUCUGGAAACGAAACAUUUGUCUACUGCUGGAGCCUUGAAGACGGCGCCCAGAUUCGGCAAUUCAAAGGCCACAAGGGUGCAGUCUACGGUAUCCACAUUAUUACAGGCGAUCGAGAUAGCAAUACAACCCCAGAGGGCGGGGAAGCAUCCGUUGGACGACGACGUGUAAGAUUUGUCACCUUCUCGGUCGAUUGUACGGUACGUUUAUGGAACGCUACCAGAUCAGUCAGCCUCCAGACGUUUGCGGGACACACCGGACCAGUUACUUGCGUGGCGCUGAGCCAGGAUCGUCACUACCUCUACUCGGGGUCAUCUGAUGGUCGAAUUGCGAGUUGGCUGAUCGAAACCGGACAGAGGAUUCACUGGUUUGAGGGGCAUACAGCUCCAAUCAUCGACUUACUUGUGUGCGAUGGUUACCUCUACAGUGCCAGCACUGACGAGACAGCUAGAGCCUGGGUCACCGGCAUGGCGCAGGAGUUGCGAACUUAUAAACCCCACGGCCACACAGUGUUCAAGUUGGCAUUGAAGGACGACUUGCUGAUAACCGGAUCAGGCGAUGGAGCGAUUCGAUGUUUCGAGACAAACACGGCAAGCAUUGUGGAACGAUUCACCUGCCCUGAGGAGGGGAAAUUCUGCUGUUUUGAGCUUGUGGGAAAGUUGAUAGUCGCUGCCUCACAGGAGGGACGAAUUUGCAUAUUCGACCUCUCUACACUGCUUGAUGGAACCAGGACAAACGGGCAAUGA